Messenger RNA from Effrenium voratum, 483 nucleotides. Lineage: Eukaryota; Dinophyceae; Suessiales; Symbiodiniaceae. The record is from the annotation of a GenBank genome assembly.
AUGUCCCAGGAGGCGAGCCUCCUCCGAUCGCCUGGCGACCUGGGCAGCUUUGAGCUGCGCUUGCCUUCAACCUGCCUUUUUGAUGUCAUUUGCAGUGAGGCGUGGCCCACGGACGAGGCCCGGAAGAAGCGGGACAGCCCGGAGCUCCGAGGGGGGCGCGAGGAGAUGGCGGCGGAGGCUGCUGGUUACCGCGCUCUGCUGCCAGGAGAGAGCAGCUUCCCUGCAGAGCAGGCCUUUGCCUCCUUUCGCAUUCCACGGUCUCAUUUGUUCUACGCCUCCCCCAGCGGCCUCACGGUGGCCUUUGUGAAUCUCAAGCCCUUGAUUCCUGGCCACGUGCUGGUGGUCCCUCGGCGCACGGUGCCGCGCUUGGCAGAUUUGUCCCAGGAGGAGUUCGAUGACCUCUUCCGCUCUGUGCGAGUGGUGCAGGGCGCGUUGGAGUCGUCCUAUGGUGCGGAGGCCAGCCGUGAGUGGCGACGUGUCUAG